Messenger RNA from Colletotrichum graminicola M1.001, 912 nucleotides. RefSeq lists its product as uncharacterized. The record is from RefSeq and is a predicted model, not a curated record. NCBI's taxonomy places the organism in Eukaryota, Fungi, Ascomycota, Sordariomycetes, Glomerellales, Glomerellaceae. The coding region runs from base 1 to 912 and encodes 303 amino acids. The transcript is spliced from 3 exons.
AUGCGCUCCCUGACGCUGUUUCUAUUUGCUUUCGUCACCUUGGUGCUCGGACAGCCUCUCAACCCGGUGCUGGGACAGUCCAUCUACCCGGACCAGGAUGAAGAUGCGUGGAGGAUCGUAGACAAGAAGAAGAUUGCGUUUAAUACGACGCUGAGGCAUUACACAAUCGGGCUAUGGCAACAGGCUCCACCCUCCGCGAUGCUGGGAGGCAUCCCCUUUCGUAUACUCGAUGCCAAGGGGUGGGGCACCGACGGCAACCAGGGGAACCAGACCCUGCGCCACAUCUCCUCGACUACCUUCACCAUCUCCGACGGGGAUCCGGGGACCGGACCAGCUCCUUCGAGACCAUCGACGACCUUGCGAGAGCCGACAAAAACCAUGGUCCUGUCAAGAACCGCGCCGGCUGAUCCCUCGAGCAGUCCUCCGGCCGAGACCUCGAUGAGCCCUUUGCCGCUAUCUCCUGGGCAAUCAGAGGCCGCUUCUCCGACAGAUCUCUCGAUUACUCUGGCCAAGAUGCCUGUAGGAACGUCAGAAGACCCAGGUCUCACACGGACCACGGGCGAAAGAGGACCGGUGUCGACCGGAAACGACCAAGCAACCCAGACCGACGAGACCGACAGUGGCGGAUCAUCCGCCGGUUUACCGGUGGGGGCGAGGGCUGGGAUCGGCGUCGGCGUCGGCAUACUCGGCGUCACCUGCAUCAUCUGCGCGGCGAUGCUGUAUCGGCACCUGAAGAUGAACCAGAGGACUUUGGUGGAGGCGGGGGAGUCGACAAUGACGCAGCCCCCUGCCUAUUUCCACGGGAUGGCGUCCUCGCCCGUCUCGCCCAGCUCGGCAGUACAGUCGUCCGUCAAAUCGAACCAUCAGGCGGCCGGAUUCUACGUCAACCCGAAGCCCGUCGAGAUCGAUUGA